AUGGAGCCACCGCGAGGAGAAGCGCGGCAGGAAGGGCUGAUCGAGUUCUACGGCUCCUUCAGGGAGAUGUUCGAGUUCUUCUGCAAGAACACCACGAUCCACGGCACCAUCCGCCUGGUGUGCUCCGGCAGCAACCGCAUGAAGACGGCGUUCUGGACGCUGCUGCUGCUGGCCAGCUUCGGGAUGCUCUACUGGCAGUUCGGCCUCAUGUUCCGCCAGUUCUGGGCCUACCCUGUGGUGCUCACCAUGUCCAUGCACUCCGAGCCCAAAAUGUUCCCGGCUGUCACCGUCUGCAACCUGCAUCCCUACAGGUUUGAGCUGGUCAGCGAGCACCUGGAGCAGCUGGACCGGAUGGCAGCGGAAUCCAUCACCUUUUUGUACGGCAUCAACGCCUCGGCCAGGCUAUUCCGCGAGAGCGACAGGAAAAUCCAUGCCCAGGCCUUGGCCAAGCUCAACAGCUCCGGCUUCAAACUCAGCCACAACUUCUCCCUACUGAGGGUGUCUGACCUCAGGGCAGGCAGGAAACAUUCCAGCGUGGGAUUCCAGCUGUGCAAUUCCACAGGCGGGAAUUGUUUCUACAAGACCUUUUCCUCGGGCAUGGAUGCCAUCCUGGAGUGGUACAGGUUCCACUACAUGAACAUCAUGUCCCAGCUGCCUGCCAUCAUCAACAUUUCCCAGCACGAGGAGCCCAUCGAGGACGUGGUUUACUCCUGCCAGUACAACGGGGAGCCCUGCAGGCCCAGUGAUUACGAUCACUUCCACCACCCAGUUUUUGGGAGCUGCUACACUUUGAACAGCAAGGGGACAGAUCCCUUCUGGACAGCCACCAAACCAGGAAUUCCUUAUGGGCUGUCCCUCAUCCUGCGGGCCGAGCAGAAGGAGCACAUCCCGCUGCUCUCCACCGCCGCCGGCGUCAAGGUGAUGAUCCACAGCCACAACCAGACCCCGUUCCUGGAGCAUGAGGGCUUCCACAUCCGCCCGGGCAUCGCCACCACCAUCGGCAUCCAGCAGGACGAGGUGAAUCGCCUGGGUGGCAAUUACGGCAAGUGCACCACCAACGGCGCCGGCGUGGCCGUGGAGCUGCUCUACAACAGCUCCUACACGCUGCAGGCCUGCCUGCACUCCUGCUUCCAGCGCUGGAUGCUCCGCGAGUGCGGCUGUGGCUAUUCCCGGUACCCGCUGCCCGCCGGGAGAGCACGGCACUGCGACUACGGCGUGCACCCGGCCUGGGGGCACUGCUUCUACCAACUGUACCGCCGGCUCCGGAGCCACCGCCUGGAUUGCUUCCAGCAGUGCCCCAAGCCCUGCAGGGAAUCCUUGUACAAGGUCUCAGCUGGCACAGCCAAGUGGCCCUCGGCAAAAUCCCAGGACUGGGUUCUGCAGGCUCUGAGGCACCAGAACGGAUACAACUCCAGCAGCAGCAGGAAGGAGCUCGCCAAGGUCUCCAUCUUCUACCGGCAGCUGCGCUCCCAGGCCCUGCACGAGGCCCCGCUGCUCUCGGAGAACCUGCUGCUGUCCAGCAUGGGGAGCCAGUGGAGCCUGUGGUUUGGCUCCUCGGUGCUGUCGGUGCUCGAGGUGCUGGAGCUGCUCGCCGAUGCUCUGGUCCUGGCCCUGCUCUGCUGCUUCCGCCGGCUCCGGGCCACGGAGCGGCCCCCGGCCCCGGAGAGCUCCGGGGAGCGGCAGGAGGAGCCCCGGGAAGGGCAGCAGGGAGCCCGAGGAUCAGGAAUGGGGCUCCCACGGCACCCGGAGCUGGAGCUGGAGGGGUUCGGGAGCAGCCGGGAGCUGGGACGGGAGUGA
Molecule: messenger RNA, 1797 nt
Organism: Pseudopodoces humilis (Tibetan ground-tit)
Lineage: Eukaryota; Metazoa; Chordata; Aves; Passeriformes; Paridae
Source: RefSeq, a predicted model, not a curated record